UGCUCCCCGGGGGAGGUCAGGCCGGCGGUAGCGGAAGCUUCUCCCUCCCUCCCGGCGUCCCGGAACAAGCCCCGCCGUCGCCACCGCCUCCUGCCCCGGCCCGCCGGCAGCAUGUCAGCUCCCGGCGCCGCCUCCCGCAGGUGACACCCGCCCUUCCGCUGCCGCUGCUUCCCCUCCUAUAUGGGCCACCUGCUCUCAAAGGAGGCAAGGAGCCUAAGCCGGGAUCGCCGCCGCCCACGGGGGAAAGCGCCUCCGCCGCGCAGCAGGAGCUGCUUACUGCGCGGGCCCUGCAUGCUCUGCUUCAUCGUGCACGGCGCCAGCCCGCCCGCCCCGGAGCAGCCGCUGCCCGCCGGGGACCCGCUGCUUCCGCCGCCGCCGCCGCCUUACGUGUCGCUGACCGCCGCGGAGCAGCGCGUCGCCCGCCGCCUCCUGCGCCUGGCGCCCGCCGCCUGGGAACCUCCGGGCCACUGCCAGCGCCUCUUCGUCUCCGGCCUGCUGCCCUCGCCGGUGCUGGGCCUCCUGGGGCCGCCCGGCGAGGUCUCCUCCGAGAUGGUGUGCAAGCGCAAGGGGGCCGGGCUGCCCGCCUGCCCGCCCUGCAAGCAGCCGCGCUGCGCCGCCGCUGAGCCCGAGCCCGGCGCCUGCCAGUGCCCGGCGGAGCCGCAGCUGCUCGCCCUGCCCGGCGUCGCGGGGGAGAGCGGCGGGGGCACCGCCGGGCUGAGUGGCGGGGGACAGCCCGCCUCGCCACCGCCUCCCGCGGCUCAGGACGAGAAGGAGCAGGGCCGGGAGGAGGAGAAGGAGCGAGGCGGCGAGGCGGGCUGCGAGGAGCCGCUGGAGUACCCCGGCGACAGCUGCCGGGAGUUGCAGCCGCCACCCACCCCGGAUAUAAACCAGCUGCCGCCUUCCAUCCUCCUCAAGAUAUUUUCCAACUUAUCUCUGAAUGAACGUUGCCUUUCAGUGUCAUUAGUCUGUAAAUAUUGGCGUGAUCUCUGUUUAGAUUUUCAGUUUUGGAAGCAACUGGAUCUCAGUAGUCGUCAGCAGGUCACUGAUGAGCUGUUGGAAAAAAUAGCAUCAAGAAGCCAGAAUAUUACUGAAAUCAAUAUUUCUGAUUGCCGCAAUGUAUCUGAUACAGGAGUAUGCAUAUUAGCAAUUAAAUGUCCUGGGCUCUUAAGAUAUACUGCCUACAGGUGUAAACAGCUUUCUGACACCUCUAUUAUUGCAGUUGCCUCUCAGUGUCCUCUUCUUCAGAAAGUGCAUGUGGGCAAUCAAGACAGACUCACUGAUGAAGGACUGAAGCAGCUCGGCUCAAAAUGCAGGGAAUUGAAAGACAUACAUUUUGGGCAAUGUUACAAGAUCUCAGAUGAAGGAAUGAUCAUUAUAGCUAAAGGCUGUUUGAAGCUGCAAAGAAUAUAUAUGCAAGAAAACAAAUUAGUAUUUUUGUGUCUGCAGAACAAUGUCUACUUGCCAUUUAGCAAGAGAUUUUAAGUUUGAAGAUGGACAAGGAAAUGCUGCUUUGAAAGAAGUCAAACUUCAAUGCAUAAUAAAAGGCAGCAGGCAGAUCAAAUAUUUAGGUACUGUGGAUUAUGAAUGUGUGCCUCAAUAAAUUGUUCUUUCAAUCUGGUAAUUCUGUUAAAGACGUU
Molecule: messenger RNA, 1637 nt
Organism: Pyrgilauda ruficollis (rufous-necked snowfinch)
Lineage: Eukaryota; Metazoa; Chordata; Aves; Passeriformes; Passeridae
Gene: FBXL17
Product: F-box and leucine rich repeat protein 17
Exons: 6
Coding region: 181-1482 (433 amino acids)
Biological process (GO): SCF-dependent proteasomal ubiquitin-dependent protein catabolic process
Cellular component (GO): SCF ubiquitin ligase complex
Molecular function (GO): protein binding
Source: RefSeq, a predicted model, not a curated record